AUGGAUCCUUCUUCCACGGCUAUCGCAGCCUCUGUCGCCAAGGUUGCCCUGCUCAUCAACGGCCGAGACUAUGGCGGCUCGCACCCGUUCGAGAUUGAGAGCCCUGUGACCGGCAAGACUUGCUGGGAAGCAGCAUGUACUACGUUUGCCGAUGCGACGACGGCUAUUGAGACAGCGAAGGCAGCAUUUCCAGCGGGGGCUCGUACCAAGCCUGCUGUCAGACGUUAUAUCCUGCUUGAGACAGCCAAUGUUCUCGAGAGACGUCGAAGAGAAUUCGCAAACUAUAUGCAUGUUGAGGCGGAUGUGCUGGCUGGACUUAUGUUGAACUCCUAUCGAAUCUACAUGUCAACUGGUCGUAUCCUUGUUGAUGCCUCUAUUGCUGAAGAAUUCAUGGAUGCCCUGAAAUAUGCUCUGAGCAUGACGGAUGCCCAAUCUCACGCGGAGAGCAUGAUUACGAGCGCUGUGGAAUGUGGUGCCGAGUUACUCCAUGGAAAGCUUGAGAUAGAACCAAGUUGCGACGGUGUUCUGAGUAUUAGCCCGUUCGUGCUCGCUUAUGUUAACCCAAACAUGAGAGUGUGGCUCGAGGGGGAAUAUACUACAUUGACGGCUUGCAUGCUUAUCAGGAGCGACGAUGAAGCUGUCAGAAUCACCAAUAGUGUUGGAUACGGCAGCUCUGCUUCUGUUUUCACAAAAGACCUUCGUAAAGGUCUUGCAAUAGCUAAGCAGCUGGAGUUUGGCGUAGUGCAUAUGAAUGGUAUGAAUAUGCAUGAUGAACCGGUCCUUCCAUACGGUGGAACCAAGGACUCCGGUUGGGGGCGGUUCAAUGCAGAGGAGGGAUUGAAUGAGUACCUUGUGACUAAGUCUGUGACUUGGAAGGAUUGA
Molecule: messenger RNA, 882 nt
Organism: Aspergillus eucalypticola CBS 122712
Lineage: Eukaryota; Fungi; Ascomycota; Eurotiomycetes; Eurotiales; Aspergillaceae
Product: ALDH-like protein
Exons: 4
Coding region: 1-882 (293 amino acids)
Molecular function (GO): oxidoreductase activity, acting on the aldehyde or oxo group of donors, NAD or NADP as acceptor
Source: RefSeq, a predicted model, not a curated record